Acanthoscelides obtectus is the source of this 287-nucleotide messenger RNA. The record is from the annotation of a GenBank genome assembly. Lineage: Eukaryota; Metazoa; Arthropoda; Insecta; Coleoptera; Chrysomelidae.
GUUGCCAUUAUUUUAUAUAGUUUACUCAUCACUUGAUGCUGACAUGUUUAUUAAUUCGAUUCGUAAAAAAAAAUAUGGAACGGUCUGUGUAAGCUCUGGAGUACAACUGUCAGUGAUGCUGAGUGAACGAUCUCCCACGUCAACUACAAGCUGGAACAAAUACAGAUACCAGUCAAUCUUUUACUUCUUCUUGGAGGAUAUCCUCGCGAGUAUAAGGUAAUCAUUAUGGAUAUGAAAACAAGGAUAUGCUUAUACUUCAACCUUUUUCUCCGAAGCAAGACCUUAUA